Molecule: messenger RNA, 1044 nt
Organism: Trichomycterus rosablanca
Lineage: Eukaryota; Metazoa; Chordata; Actinopteri; Siluriformes; Trichomycteridae
Gene: galr1b
Product: galanin receptor 1b
Exons: 3
Coding region: 1-1044 (347 amino acids)
Biological process (GO): G protein-coupled receptor signaling pathway
Cellular component (GO): plasma membrane
Molecular function (GO): G protein-coupled receptor activity
Source: RefSeq, a predicted model, not a curated record
AUGGAUUUAUCCAGAAACGAAACGCAGCUGUGGCUCGACGAACAGCAGGACGCAAACAGCACUGUAAGCGAGUCGCUUGGUCCUGAGGCUGUUAUCGUCCCUGUUAUAUUUGGAUGCAUAUUUUUCUUAGGAAUCGUCGGAAACUCUUUAGUUAUGGUCGUGAUAGGGAGGAUCAAGUCAAAGCGCUCAAGAAGCACAACCAACGUUUUCAUUCUUAACCUCAGCAUAGCGGACUUAUCAUUCCUUCUCUUCUGCGUGCCCUUUCAAGCUACCAUCUACUCACUACCCGAGUGGGUAUUUGGAGCUUUCCUGUGCAAGUUUGUGCACUACUUUGUCACUAUGAGCAUGCUGGUGAGCAUCUUCACCCUGGUCGCAAUGUCCGUGGACAGGUACGUGGCCGUGGUACUCUCUAAAAAGUCUCCAUGUAUCCGCAACCGGAGAAACGCGCUGGCAGGAGUUUGUGUCAUCUGGGCACUGUCGUUCGUCUUCGCCGUGCCAGUAGCGCAGCAUCAGAUCCUAACCAAUCACCCGGACGCUCCGAACAGCUCAUUCUGCUGGGAGAUCUGGUCCGAGAGGAUGGCCAGGCGUACAUAUAAAAUCACCAUUCUUAUAAUUGGGUAUCUGUUACCACUGUUUCUAAUCACAUGCUGCUAUACCAAGGUUUUGUAUCAUCUUCAUAAGAAAAUUAAGAAUAUGUCCAAGAAGUCUGAACACUCAAAGAGAAAGACAGCUCAGACUGUUCUGCUGGUUGUAGCGGCUUUCCUCUUUUGCUGGAUGCCCCACCACAUCAUUGCCAUGUGGGUGGAAUUUGGCGAGUUCCCCCUAAAUGAUGCCUCCUUUGCAUUCCGCAUCAUAUCUCACUGCCUGGCCUAUGGCAACUCAUGCGUUAACCCUAUCCUGUAUGCCUUCUUGUCUGAGAACUUCCGCAAGGCCUGCCGGCAAGUAUUUACCUGCCACCUCUUCUACUCUCCCCCACCAGUGAAGAAAAUAGCACGGAUCAGAAUGGAAAACUUUUCCACCACACACUCCACCACCAACAUUUGA